AUAGCGUUUUCCUAUAGAUGGCAGUACAGUCGUGCAUUUUUAAGUCUAGUGUACGCAGUAACAAAUAUGGCGACUAGUUCUCGUUGGUGUAGAGUUUACCUGUUGAUAAUCGAAUCACAUUUGGCUUAAAGGAAAUUUCUGAAUUAUCGUAAUACUAACGAGGCGAUUUGCCUCCAUCAAACUCCUCGGUUAUCACAAUAUUCUGCUCUAAUGAGGUGUUCAACAUUUUCAUACAAAACAAGUGUAAGCAAACGAUGUAUCAGUAUUUCAAGUAUACGAAAGUUAGGAAAGAAGUGUUGUCAUUGUUUUCGCAUUUAGCAUAAAUUGUUGGACAAUGAUUUUCAACGUCACAAAUAGUUUGUAAAGGAUCAGAUAGUUAAGAAUUCAUCAGAGUUUUCAUUCACGUGUAACGAGAUAAAUAAAAAUGUAACGUAAUUGCUGUGUUUACCCGCAUAAUUAGCUCUCUCUGUUUUUCUUUGAAAAAGCGUGUAUCAAAAAAUUCAUAUGAGAGAAUGGCAAUUCGCAUUACACUAGAAUGUGGACACUCAUCAAUGUUACGUAUGCGUACUACCCCUCAGGGCUAUACUCAUGAUUGGGAAUUAUUUGUGCGGGGUAUUGAUAAUGCUGAUAUUCACCACUAUGUUGAGAAAGUGGUUUUUCAAUUACAUCAAACAUUCUCAAAACCAAAGAGGAUCUUAAAAGAUCCACCAUUUGUGUUAAAAGAGUCUGGAUAUGCUGGUUUUGAGAUUCCAAUUCACAUUUAUUUAAAAAAUAAGGAUGAAGGUAGCAAAAAGAUAGAGAUUUUAUAUGACCUUAACUUACAAUUUAGUGGUCCUGCAAUUACAAAUGUCAUAAGACAUACUGAAAUAAUUAAUAAUCCUUCAGAUGACUUUAGGAGGAAACUAUUGAAAGGUGGUGGUGUUCUUGUGUCCAGUUCUGAUAAUUCAGUUGAAAAGAACGAAUCUAAAGCAUUAACUAUGGUUGGUAAACCAAAGUUGAGUGGGAGUGAGUCGAAGAAGCACAAAAAUAUAGAGUCAAAAACUUCAAGUUCUUUUGCUGAAUUAUUCGGUACACCUCUGAAACCUACAAAAGUAUCUCAGGACACUAAAAAGUCUACACCACAAGACAAAUCCUCGGCUUCUAAAUCAUUAAUUACCACAGAGAAGUCUGAUAAAGUAGACAAAACAAAAUCUAAGGAUAGUCCACAUAAAGAUCCUAAAAAGGACAAAAUGGAGGAUAAAAAGGACAGAAGGAUCAAAGAGCAACCUAAAGAUAAAAAUCGAAGUAAGGAGAAAUUAAAAAGGUCUGCUAGUCCUGGAAAUAAGAAUCAUCCUAGUCCUCCUAAUAAAAGGCCACCAUCACCUCCAUCAGCUGGAAUAAAAAGAGCUUGUAGCCCGUCUCUGCCUCCUGCAAAGAGGUCAAUUUCCCCAAAAUCAAAGGAAAAGGAAGUGAAAAAGGUAACUUUUGAAAAAGAGAAAGAUAAGAAUAAAGAAAAAGAUAAAGUAAAAGAUAGUUCUAAAAAUGUUGUCGAUGCGUCUAAGGGUGAAAAGAAAAAGGACAAGAAAAAGCAUAAAGAAGAUCGGGAUAAAGAACGAAAGGAUAAGUAUAAGGAAGGAGAACGGCCUUCCUCAAAGGAAUCUAUGAAAGUAGCCGAGAAGAAAAAUAAAUCAGAGAAAUCCGAGAAAUCCGAGAAAGAGAAGAGUCAAGAGUACAAAUCGGCCAAAGAGGGGAGAAAGUCGCCGAAACCUCCGAAGGAGAGUGAGAAACCAAAAGAUGAGAAAUUAUCGAAGACAGAAAGAUCUGAAAAGAUCGAGAAGUCUGAGAAGGCGAAAGAUAAUAAAAAUGAAAAAGACAAGCAGAAGCACAAGCAUAAAAAAAGGGAUAAAAAGGAUAAACGGGAUAGUAGCAAAGAUAGAGACAAGAAAGAAAAACGCGACAGGAUAAAGUCCUCAACAGAGAAACAAAAUAAUGUGCCUAAUGUUCCAGUAACCAAUCCCCUUUCAGUACUGGAAAUGCCAGAAAGAGAUAGUAGCGAUUCAGCGCCAUCCAUAGAUGACGAUUCCUUCCCUGAAUCAAAAUUAGUGCCUAUGGUUAAGAAAGAAGUAGAAAAUUUAACGGUGUCUACACCGCCGGCGGAACUGACGAAACCACUUUCACCUGCAAUUUCUACAGACAUUAAAAAGGAUAAGGUAGACCGAAACAAAAGGGACAGAUCUAAAGGGAGUAAAGGGGAGGAAAAAGAAAUCCGUAGAAGGAAACGACGGAGUGAUAGUAAAGGCGAUGACGACCAUGUGGUUAAAAGAGAAAAGGAUAGAGGUCAUUCGACAUCACCUCCUUUGGAGCCCGUUUCUUCGAGUCAAUCACCAGUUGUGGUGGAUCAAGAAACGGUUCAUAUAAAGACGAAGGAUGGUCGUGGUGUUAUAGAACAAGUCGCCGAGAAGCGUGUCGAGGCGGAAGCGGAACAAGUGGCCCCUGAUUCAACGAAUAGUACUUUGGUUGAUUCAGACAUAGGAGAGCCACCCGUGUUUUCAGAAGACUAUGUGUCACAGUUAAAAGACUUGCAACAAAAGAUAAUGACUUUGCAAGAUAAUCAAGAGUUACAGAGAGUUGUUCAGGUAAUCGCAGAAACCGGUCAAUACGAGAUUACAAAAAAGACAUUCGAUUUUGAUCUGUGUGCUCUGGAUCGUAGAACGGUGCAGCGCUUACAACAAUUUUUUGCAUCGUGACCGUCUGUAGCGUAAAUCAUGACACCUUUUAUUAUAAAUUAUUAUUCUAUGUAUGAAGUCAUUAAGUUAUUUGAGCUUAUAAACGAGAUUCCUCCAGACUAAUAUAUAUACAUAUAUACGUAUGUAUAUAUAUACAUAU
Molecule: messenger RNA, 2865 nt
Organism: Bombus impatiens (common eastern bumble bee)
Lineage: Eukaryota; Metazoa; Arthropoda; Insecta; Hymenoptera; Apidae
Gene: ear
Product: protein AF-9
Exons: 3
Coding region: 513-2726 (737 amino acids)
Biological process (GO): regulation of DNA-templated transcription
Cellular component (GO): super elongation complex
Source: RefSeq, a predicted model, not a curated record